Molecule: messenger RNA, 858 nt
Organism: Melanotaenia boesemani (Boeseman's rainbowfish)
Lineage: Eukaryota; Metazoa; Chordata; Actinopteri; Atheriniformes; Melanotaeniidae
Exons: 4
Coding region: 184-858 (224 amino acids)
Source: RefSeq, a predicted model, not a curated record
CUGACAUCUAAAGCAGCUACAGAUGUUUUCCCUGCCAAAAAAGUUAAAAAGCCAAAACGAGCGGAGGCUAACUUUUAUCCAUCCUUCCCUGUUGGAGAGACUCAAGAAAGUCUUGAAAAAGUCAGACUUGAACUUCUAAAAGAGAUCCAAAAGAGGAACAAUGAAGGUGUCACUGCAGACAAAAUGGCGCGCACAUUUGCCUACAGACGACAGGAAGUGGUGAACCAAGAACCAAGGGUUAAGGAUUUUAUGGAAAGAUGGCCUGCACUUUUCAGAGAGAAAGAGAUAAAUGCAGAGUUCCAGAGGCUUGUGGCUCUACCCCUUGAGCAGACGUUUUUUGCCCAGCUCGACAAGUACUCUGAUCAGCUGAUUCACGUUAUCCAGGCAAAAGGAGGAGCAACACGUGAAAAAACUGCAAACAUCAUGCAAACUUUAAACCAGGCUGAUGACAUCCAUCUUCAGAGGGAGUGUGUCCUGAAAGCUCUCAUUAUCUUCCUGGGAGAAGAUGCAGAUGACCUUAUUAGGGAGUAUAUUGAUACAGAUGCCGAUGAUGUCCAGUGGGAUCUGGAACGACUGACCAUGGCAGUAUUUGUUAUUCGGAAGGAGGGAGAAGGACUGCAAGAGCCUCCAGCAGACAUUGGUGUUGUCAUCGAGGGAGUGGAGGUGUUGCAUGACCUGACUUCAGUCGCCUCAGCUUGUGCCCUUCUUCUGGGUUUGGUCUACAUACUCAACCUAGCUUAUCCAAAGCCUCUACGUUUCACAUUUGAAAUGUUCCAGAAAGUGUUCAUGCAGCUUGAGCCACACAAGAUGUCCCACAAAGUUCAAAACUUGUAUGGUAGACUUCACAAUUCCCAGUAA